Molecule: messenger RNA, 601 nt
Organism: Pelodiscus sinensis (Chinese soft-shelled turtle)
Lineage: Eukaryota; Metazoa; Chordata; Testudines; Trionychidae
Source: RefSeq, a predicted model, not a curated record
GGGAGCCUGGCCAUGACGGCCACGUGGCGCUGAAUGACUCCCCUGCCCGGCCUCACAGCACAUGGCUGGCGGUGCACACAGCCAGCAGGGGCGGGGCUGGGGAGGGUGAGGGCGGGGCUUCUACCCCGGAGGGUGGAGCUUAGCCCUUCCCCCACCUUUAAAAGGCAGGGUCUUGGCACCCGGCGAGACAGCUGACGAUCUCCCCAGAGGUGACGCCUGAUUGCUUCCCUGCACUGACACCACCGGACUCCAGCAGCCAUGCAGGGGGCUCUGUUUCUGUGCCUGCUGCUCCCCGUCCUGGCGCCCGCCUGCCACGCCAGGCCGAACGCCCGCCCACCAGGCAGCCCCGCGGUGAUGCCACAGAGAAGCAGCAGGACCCCUGGCCUGGUCCGCAGGGACUUGCUGGGGGCCCUGUCUCAGGACCAGAAGCAUCUCAUGGCCAAAUUCCUGCCCCACAUCUAUGCAGAGCUGGCAAACCCGGAGGGCUACUGGCGUGAGGACGACGCCGUGCGCCCCCUGCACGACCGCGAUUACCCCGGCUGGAUGGACUUCGGGCGCAGGAGCCUGGCAGACUCAGACGAGGCCUUGUAGAGCGGCUCCG